UAAUGAAUGAAGAUGAGAGGAUAAGGGUCAACCAACAUUCGAUCCAUCAUAAAAUCUAAUCCACUUCUUUACUAAAAACAAGGAGAGCAAGCGAAAAAGCUUGAACUACUUUAAUAUCUGGCUUUCCCUUACCCUCCUUCCCCAGUCAGUCCAGCGAUCAAUUGAUUAUUCGUUCCUCGCGUUAUUAUCCUCCUUUUCGUCGUCAUCAACAAAUUGACUUCUCCUUGAAGCUUAUCAGGAAGCUCUUUUCGCCUUCUCCCAAUCAGCUCACUCCCGAUAAAAGGAAAAAGGCCUCUAAGCAGGACCCGAAUCAACCCCCCACGAUCGGAACGCCCACACACACUCCUCAGCUCAUCACACCUCUUUCUAAGCCGUCGUACGCGUGGCCGGCCCGUCCAAUCGUUUUCUCUGCAUCUUCCUUUACGGUUUUACGGUUAUUCAGCUUGGGCUGCGCGCACCAGCGAGGCUACCAGGAGGGAAUAUCCACCCGCUUCGAACAAGGUCUUUUUGAAUCGGGGGCCUCGUCACCUUUCGUUACAAACAACCCAACCUUCGUUACAGUUUUUGGCUUUUUGUCGUAGUCUAAGGGACUGGAAACUUUGGAAGGAAGGGAGACAGAAAAGGGUUAAUUGCCUUGUCGAUCGAUCGUUUGCGACAUAAAGCUCUCUUGUCUUGGAUCACUAUCUUUAUACUACGCCCUAUCCGUUCGAUCUUUUUUUUCUUUCUGGAAAUCUUCUGGUAUCGUCUAUAUCGGCCCACCAUGCGCUCGCCAAUCUCGCUCCUCAUCUUGCUCUGCGCAUUCAUUGCUUCAGCAUGUGCUGCUGAAGUUCACAUCUCGAAUAACAGAGCUCCCACAUCUCAAUUCGCGACACAUGGUGUUGCUUCCCAAUUACCUAACCGCGACCGAGACAUUCACCCUCAAGACCGCGCGCGACAAAUCGCCUUAUCGCCAAUGAUCGGCUCAAGCGCGAAAGUAUCCAUCGUCGAGACCGCGUCUCUCAAUGUCAAGGCCUUUGCGCAUGGCGGCAUGAGCUUCCUCUUUGGUCUGGCAUCUUCUUCCAACGACGUACUCGAUUACAUCAACAACGGUACCAACUCUGUGUUUUCACGCUCUGUCACCAGUGAAGAAGGCAGUGGAGCUUCAGGGCGAAAACACGUUGCUUACACUAGCGUCGCCCUGGUUCUCGUCAUGCUCUUCUUUGCUGUGUGGAUGUGAAACAAGAACAAACACACAGAGAUACAGCACUCACUCUUUUUUCGCGCGCAUAUUAUGAUACCCCUACCGGAUUUGGCGUUUCAUCUGGGUCGGCUUUUUUGCAUUGAUUAUUUACUCAUUAUUUACUUUCUCGCACUUCGGUGCUGGUCCUCUGAGUGGAUGCUGGUUCACGGUUUGGAGAAACAUUCCUUGGUGGAGCUGGGCAGCUGUGCUGCAUCCGGAAGAGAGUGUUGGUUGAAUGGGUGGACGCAUGGAUGAAUGAUUAUGGGUUGACAACUAAUGAUGGCUACGUAAUGACGUGUUCGGAAUAUGAUGUACAUCACAUCAAGGGUUAGGUUGGGCAUACUCCAGGGAGACAGAAAACCUCCAACAUCUAGCUAGGAUGCCAAAAUAAACUGGUCUAAAACCCUACUAAGAUAUACCAAACUUACUUCCAGUCUAUUAAUCACGUAAACAGAGGUCCCGAGCUUUCUUGCCUCUCCAGGCAUAUUCCAAGGACUACCGAUAAAGUAUAUGGGGAGGAAAUCAAGCACAGAGUUGCAGUCAGUUUCUUUGCGUUUUUGAUAGAGC
This is a messenger RNA of Fusarium verticillioides 7600, 1786 nucleotides long. RefSeq lists its product as hypothetical. NCBI's taxonomy places the organism in Eukaryota, Fungi, Ascomycota, Sordariomycetes, Hypocreales, Nectriaceae. The coding region runs from base 761 to 1216 and encodes 151 amino acids. The record is from RefSeq and is a predicted model, not a curated record. The transcript has 2 exons.